AUGCACCGUCUCGGUCUCCUUGACAUCGGCUCUUCUGCCGUCUCCUCCUCCGCCACCGCCGCCGUCGCCGUCGCCGCCGCCGCCGUCUGCGCGUCGACGCUUAGUUGGCGGCAAGGCCUGGUGUGUUUGACACACACAGACUGCCAGACGGGCCAGGCGGACUAUCUACCGCCCAGCGGUCUGGCGCUGCCUGAAGUGAUGCGCUGCACGCCUGUUGCCGUCAUGGCUGGUCGCCAGACGGCCGGAAAGUGCGACGGAGAGACAGGCAGACGCACAGGCAGUGUCUGGCGUCCGGCCGGCCCUGAUUGGCUGAUGCGGGCGAGUGUCCCGGCGUCGCGCCACUUCACGCAGAGGCGGCGAGGCGGCGCAGCGCCGCACGUGGGCUGCCCGGCCGUCCGUGCGGACGGCUGGACGGCUGGACGGCUGGACGGCUGGACGGGCGGACCAACAGCGCAGGGCCGGCCUCUUUUGACACCACCUCCUGCGAGUGGUGAUAAUGCGCCCGGCGAGUGGACAUGA
Protopolystoma xenopodis is the source of this 519-nucleotide messenger RNA. NCBI's taxonomy places the organism in Eukaryota, Metazoa, Platyhelminthes, Monogenea, Polystomatidea, Polystomatidae. The record is from the annotation of a GenBank genome assembly.